AUGGAGCAAGCCAGCCCCACCAGGAAAAUACCCAGCAAUGUCAUCACAUGCCGGGCAGCUAUCGUCUGGACAGCAAAUGCCCGCCUGUCCAUUGAGGAGGUUAAAGUUGAUCCUCCAAAGGCUGGUGAAGUUAAAAUUAAGAUUAUAUCUGCUGGGGUCUGUGGUACUGACAGAAGAAAAAACAAAGUGCCACUUCCUGCCAUCUUGGGCCUUGAGGGAGCUGGGAUUGUGGAGAGUGUCGGACAAGGAGUAACUACCAUAAAGCCAGGAGAUAAAGUCUUAAUGUUUCCCCUUCCAGAAUGUAGAGAAUGCAUCUAUUGCCUCCACCCUAAGGGCAACUUCUGUAAGAAAGAGGAUAUUCUCUCUUCAACUGGAUUAAUGUUGGAUGGAACCAGCAGAUUUACCUGCAGAGGGAAGAAAAUCUAUCAUCUUUAUGGGACCAGCACAUUCACGGAAUAUACUGUGGUAGAUGAAAUUGCUGUAGCAAAGAUUGAUGAUGCCACUCCUAUGGAUAAAGUCUGUGUCACAAGUUGUGAAGUGCUGACAGGCUUUGGAGCUGUGUUUAAUACAGCACAGGUAACCCCUGGCUCCACCUGUGUGUUUUUUGGACUUGGAGGGAUCAGCUCUGCCAUUGUCAUGGGCUGCAAAGCUUCUGGUGCUUCCAGAAUCAUCAGAGUUGACAUCAAUGAGCAGAAGUUUCCCCGGGCAAGAGCCUUGGGCAUCACUGAUUGUCUUAACCCUAACAGGCUCAAGAAAUCUGUCGAUGAGGUGGUGAUGAAAAUGACCGGUAUUGGUGUUGACUUUGCCUUUGAGGCCAUUGGCCUUAUUGAAACCAUGGUGGAAGCUUUGAAGUCAUGGAAUGUGAGCUACGGAGUGUAUGUGAUCAUGGGAGAAGCUCCCUCAGGGUCACAGUUCUCUUUUGACCCAAUGGUGCUUCUCCCUGGGAGAACCCUGAAAUCCUCUGUUAUGGGAGUGAAGGACCCUCGAAGAGGUACUUUCGUAGAAGGAGACCCGCACCCAAGAAUCGGCGAAACCACGAACUUUGGAUGCAAAAGCAAGAGGUUUUAUUGA
Molecule: messenger RNA, 1071 nt
Organism: Cricetulus griseus (Chinese hamster)
Lineage: Eukaryota; Metazoa; Chordata; Mammalia; Rodentia; Cricetidae
Source: RefSeq, a predicted model, not a curated record